AUGAAGAAGGUCUUUGGUCGGAAAUCUCGCCCAUCAAGCGCCUCCUCUUCGUCGUCACGCCACGACAGGCCGCCCGACCCCAUGACCCAGGCGGGAAAGCCAGCAGCAUCUACGAUGGCGUCCUUUCACCAGUUCAACGACCUCCCGUACGAGCUUCAGACCUACAUCUUCACAUUCCUCCCGGCCAGGACACUGCACAAGACCAUUGCGCGGACGAACAAGUACUACAUGGCCAUGGUCGAUGCCUACACCCGUCGCAGGCUUCUGAGGCUCAUCGGCGCCUCCUCGGCCGCCAAGAGCUUCAAGGACGACGACAGACCAGAGACGGUCCUUGUGUUUGAGGCACAACGGCCCAUCGACACACUCACGUCGAAGCACGUCCUCUACUUUUCCCACUUCAGCGUCACCUCGAGCAUCCCCAGCCCUCUGCCACCGGGUCGAGGCACGGGCGUGGGUGACGCUGUGCCGAGCCCGGGAACAUCGGCGGCCAUACCUGGAGGCGCAUACAGCACCCUGGUCAACUUCAGCUUUCUACCCGCCCUCCUGCCUCUCGGCGUUGCUGAGUGCGCCGACGACGUGGACGAGCUCUCAUCGCGGGCUUCGUCCAUGGACGUCGACUCGAGCGCAGAAGAGGGCAUCGAGCUUUCUCAGCCAACGUCCCGCUUCGCACCCCAUGGCGCGCCCAGCGCAACGACGGGGCCCGGCCAGGCCAGCGUGCCCAUCGUGCACCGGGACGACUGGCAGAGGACUGGUGCAGAGCAUCUGACGAGCUCCGUCGCUUCGCCUUCGUCGCUGGAGCCCCGCCAAGUGACGGCACUAGACUUGCCAGAAGGCGCCAUGGACCAGGCAAGCCUAAGUACAACACCUCGCGCGGCAACACCGACCUUUGCGUCGUCGUCCUCAAACACGCCCGGUUCUAGUCGACGUCCCUUUACGGAUGUAGCCAUUCCAAACCAGUGGCGCCCGUCGAAUCUCGCCCCGACUCGCUUGGUGAUGGUCGACGACAGUGGCACCGCGACACCGGCAGCCGCUGCUGCUGAACGGGGCCGAGCGCAGACACCCGAAGUAGGAGCGUCUUCCUCACAGCAGCGCGCCCUCGGCAUUGCAGCUGCGCGGCGGCGGGGCAGGGCCCAGGAGGGCUACGAGGGCUUCGGCCACACCGACCCACGCAUUCAGGGCGGCUGGUCCGAGCCCGUCGCCUCGACGGCCGCCGCGUACGACAGCGACUACUACAACACGACGAGCGAGAGCGAAGAGGCGAGCCGGAGCGGCUCCCGGCCCCGGCCUCGUCACGCCGCAGUACUAGCCGCGGCGGCGCUGGCCAAGCGAAGAAACAGGCUGGCAAGGGCGAAGAAGCCUACCUAUCGCUUCCAGCUCGAUCCGCUCGACUCGUUUGAGACAUGGAUCUUGUCACUGACGCUCCAGCGACGCCUGGUCGAUGGGCGUGCCAGCGGUGGUGGUGGUGCUGCUGGUCCUGUCGCUGGUGGCGGGCCGGCAAUCUCAUCCUUGUCAACAAGGCAGAUGAGGUGGGAGAAGCGAGUGGCCGAAGGGCUCGAUCGCGUCUUUCGAGACUGGUUCUCGACCCCUGUCCAGCCGCAGUACGAUGGCAUUGGAAGGGCCUAUGUUCGCAACGACGAGCACGAGCAGGGGGAGAGUGCCCUGGCGAGGGCCCAGCGGAUCUCGACGUUGCACUUUGGCUUCACCCCUCCCUCAGGGGCCGGCUCCGACGUCAAGGCGUCCGGCGAGGUGCUUGAUAUGGAAGAGGCUGGCUCCGAUGACGAUGAUGAUGGCAACAAUGCCGACGAAGAGACCAUUCCCGAUCUCAGAACGCUGGAGUUUGACGGCCCCAGCUGCACAAUGUCGAUCCAGCCGCACCCCAACUCCGCCGACCGUGGCGGGACCCGCGAGGACACGGUCCACCCCGCGCUCUCGAGCAUGUAUUCGCACAACUACCUCUCCUCGCACUCGCUCUCGGCUCGUUACGCCUCACUGUCGAGCCGUGUCGAGCUGACGUUCCACUGCGAGAGCGUCACAAUCAAUGCGGCCCGGCUCCUGUCGACGCUCGAGGACGUAGAGACGGACGUGGCGAUUGCGCAAGCGCGUGCAAGGAGGAAUGGAGACCAUGUCCUCGCCGGCCGCAGCGGGACCGACAGCAGUUCCUGGGCAUAUGGUAGCGGGGGCUCAAGGUACUCCUCGAGCAACUCUGCCAACGUCGUGUCGAGGUCCGACGGCGUCUCGGUCGUCGUCUUUGGAGCCGUCCGAGACUGA
Acaromyces ingoldii is the source of this 2268-nucleotide messenger RNA. RefSeq lists its product as hypothetical. The coding region runs from base 1 to 2268 and encodes 755 amino acids. The record is from RefSeq and is a predicted model, not a curated record. Gene Ontology annotation, molecular function: protein binding. The transcript has 2 exons. Lineage: Eukaryota; Fungi; Basidiomycota; Exobasidiomycetes; Exobasidiales; Cryptobasidiaceae.